GUUGAGAGCAUACACGUAUGGGAAAUUUUCGCAGAUGAUUCGGCAGGAAACGUUAAUCUUCAACGCGUCCAUGUUGCUGUGGUAACUUGGCAGUGAAGAGCGGAAGUAGAGGUUUCCCGCCAAGGCUUGUCGGAGGAGAGCAUCGGUCCGUUUGGCUUGUCAUGGCGGACGUGUUUGAAGGGCCUCGGCCUCGUAUAGCCACAAGUCACCUGGCGCAGCACAUCGGGAAACCGGUUUGUUUUGUGGGGCGUGUGGAAAAGAUUCACCCAUCUGGAAAAUUUUUCUUUCUGUCAGAUGGAGAUGGAAAAAAUGCAACUAUUGAGCUGAAUGAACCUCUAGAUGAAGAGCUCUCAGGAGUCAUUGAGGUAGUGGGAAGAGUUACAAAUCAAGCAAACAUCUUGUGUGCAUCAUAUACCCAAUUCAGAGAGGAUAAAAGCUUGUUUGAUCUUCCACUAUAUAAUGAAGCUCUGAAAAUUAUCCAUGAAUUUUCUGAGUACUACCCUUUUGGCACUGAGUCAUGACUAAUUGCUUUUUCUUACAACUUUGGAAUGGUCAGCUCUAUGAUACUUACUAUGCAAGAAUGUGUGGGAAAUACAAUAGCUUAAAAUGUUUGGGGGGCAGUCUAGUAUGCCAAUUAUGCAAUGCAGAAACUGUUGGAUUUGUAUCUUUUCUAAUGAAUCUAAAUCGAAAUCUAGUUUUGGGGAAAACCUGUUUCUAGCAAAAAGCAAUAAUUUUUGAUAGAUGAGCAUUUGAAUAUAUUUUUUUUAAAGACUAACAUUCAGGCGUAGUGAGCUUAGUAAAUAUGUACAAAAUCUA
Messenger RNA from Eublepharis macularius, 816 nucleotides. RefSeq names its product replication protein A3 (gene RPA3). The coding region runs from base 162 to 521 and encodes 119 amino acids. Gene Ontology annotation, biological process: mismatch repair; nucleotide-excision repair; DNA replication. The transcript has 4 exons. Gene Ontology annotation, cellular component: nucleus; site of double-strand break; DNA replication factor A complex. The record is from RefSeq and is a predicted model, not a curated record. Gene Ontology annotation, molecular function: single-stranded DNA binding; damaged DNA binding. NCBI's taxonomy places the organism in Eukaryota, Metazoa, Chordata, Lepidosauria, Squamata, Eublepharidae.